This is a messenger RNA of Meloidogyne enterolobii, 522 nucleotides long. Lineage: Eukaryota; Metazoa; Nematoda; Chromadorea; Rhabditida; Meloidogynidae. The record is from the annotation of a GenBank genome assembly.
AUGGUAAUUGUAAAUGUUCAACCAGACGAUGCCGGAGAUUAUUCAGUUGUUGCAAAAAAUCCACUUGGAGAGGUUGUCUCCACAGGCUCCUUAAGUGUCAUUCGACCUCGUGUUGUUGAAGGAGAAGAAGAGGAAGGACGUGGAGCUAUGCCAUUCCCACCUGGCUUUAUUAGACAACUCAAGAACAAACAUGUAUUCGUUAAAAUGCCUGCAAUAUUUGAUUGUCUUGUGGUUGGAUAUCCACCGCCGGAUGUUGAUUGGUAUCACAAUGGAAAAAAGAUAUGCCCCGGCCCUCGUCACAAGAUCCAGGUUGCUGGUGGUGGUUCGCAUGCCCUUCUAAUACAAGAUGUUUGUACUGAAGAUGCGGGUGAAUAUGUCGCUAUUGCGCGUAACUGUCAUGGACAGGCACAAAGUUCUGCCAUUUUGGAUGUAACAGUUCCAUUCAUGGACAAGAUUAAAUUUGACGGUUCUGAAGACGUUACACCAUAUUUAACGGUCCGCUGGAAUAGCAAUGUUUACUAA